AUGGGCUCCCUGAUGGGCAACCCGGCCGUGAUGGUGACCCUGCUGCCCAGCCUGCCCGAGGCUGUACCAGGCCAGAGCUCGGCAGGGGAGUUCAUCUUCCUGCUGGACCGCUCCGGCAGCGUGGGGUGCCCCAUGGUCGGCCGAGACCGCUCCCGCCAGCGCAUCGACAGCGCCAAGGAGACCCUGGUCCUGCUGUUGAAGAGUUUGCCCCUGGGCUGUUAUUUCAACAUCUACGGCUUUGGGUCUCGGUUCGAGUCCUUCUACCCGCAGAGCGUGGGAUACACCCAACAGACCAUGGCCGAGUCCCUGCAGCGUGUCCAGCAGCUCCAGGCUGACCUGGGGGGCACCGAGAUCUUGGCGCCGCUACGAGCCAUUUACAGCAGCCCCUGCCGAGACGGGCACCCACGCCAGCUGUUUGUGUUCACGGACGGGGAGGUGGGGAACACCCAGGACGUCAUCGCUGAGGUGCAGCGUCACCGGGGGGCCCACAGGUAACAGGGUUGCUUCUCCUUCGGCAUCGGGGAAGGGGCCUCCAUGGCUCUGGUCAAAGGCAUCGCCCGGGCAGCAGGGGGCAGCGCCGAGUUCAUAACAAGCCAGGACCGAAUGCAGCCCAAGGCACUGCAGUCUCUGAAGCGGGCCCUGCAGCCGGCCGUGACUGGGAUCUCGCUGCGCUGGGAUCUGCCACCCGGGAUGGAGGCGGCGCUGCUGGGCCGGGGCCCUGAGGUGAUCUUCCCUGGGCAGCGGUGCCUCAUCUACGCCCAGCUCCGCGGGCAGCCCCAGGCCGCCCUGGACCCUGCAUCCCCCUGA
Messenger RNA from Emys orbicularis (European pond turtle), 807 nucleotides. RefSeq names its product von Willebrand factor A domain-containing protein 5A-like. The record is from RefSeq and is a predicted model, not a curated record. The transcript has 8 exons. Lineage: Eukaryota; Metazoa; Chordata; Testudines; Emydidae.